This is a messenger RNA of Paraglomus occultum, 342 nucleotides long. The record is from the annotation of a GenBank genome assembly. Lineage: Eukaryota; Fungi; Glomeromycota; Glomeromycetes; Paraglomerales; Paraglomeraceae.
CAUAAUAAUUUUUUUAAGAAUCUGGGUGUAGAUUUAGAACUGUCAACUGUCGCAAUGACUUAUGUUUAUUUUGAGAAAUUAGUCUUAAAGAACUUUGUUAAUAAACCAAACCGAAGGCUGGUGGCUGGCAUUUGCCUGUUUCUCGCAAGUAAGACAAAUGAACCACGAGGAAUGACAUUUGGACCACUAUUACAGUCGAUUGAUAAAUAUUUCGAUGUCGAUGAAAAAGAAAUAAAAGAGCAUGAAUUUUCAGUGUUUGUUGCUCUGGGUUUUCAACUAUAUCUACCAAAAGAAGAGUUCAUGCCACAUUUUGAUCGAAUAUUUCAGUCGUUAGGCAAGUAG